Messenger RNA from Salvia splendens (bonfire salvia), 2701 nucleotides. RefSeq names its product flagellar attachment zone protein 1. The transcript is spliced from 8 exons. The record is from RefSeq and is a predicted model, not a curated record. NCBI's taxonomy places the organism in Eukaryota, Viridiplantae, Streptophyta, Magnoliopsida, Lamiales, Lamiaceae. The coding region runs from base 79 to 2547 and encodes 822 amino acids.
CUGGCACCUAAAUAAAGACUGCAGCUCUUCUUCCCUCACAAAGAGCCGACGAAUUUUGAUGCACAAUAACCAGGAAAAAUGUUCAAGCGAAGCGAGAAAAAGAUCAAAGCAGUCUUCAAGAUGCAGUUUCAGGCAACACAGGUGCCGCAGCUCAAAUCAAAAAGCCUCAUUGUUUCUCUGGUUCCAGUAGAUGUAGGAAAGCCUACAGUCAGAUUAUCAAAAUCACCAAUUGUUGAAGGAACCUGCACCUGGGAAAAUCCUGUAUACGAAACUGUAAAGCUGAUCAAGGAGGUUAAAUCAGGGAGAAUCAGAGAAAAGUUCUACUAUGUGAUUGUAUCAACAGGGUCCUCAAAAUCGGGCUUUCUCGGAGAAGUCUCAAUUGAUUUUGCAGAUCUAGCAGAUGCCUACAAACCAGUGAAUUUAACUCUCCCUCUACAGACUUCUAAAUCGGGUGCAGUGUUGCACGUCACAGUUCAGAACAUGAACGGAUGCCCUGAUUCAAGAUAUGAUGAGGAUAGUGAGACCCCAGUGGAGGAAUCAUGUGAGACGAAUAUGGAUGCUGCUGUCUUUGGAAAGAGAACCCCAAAAUCUCCUGAAAGUGAUGAUUUGAGUGAAGCAGCAUCCAUGCACAAUGGACAACAUGGAAGCUUUGGAGAUGCAGAAUCAGAUUAUAAUGAUGCUGAAUCAAGAGAUGGAGUGAAAGGGACUUCACUGGCAAAUCAAAUGAAAGUGUUGGAGAGGAAGGCGGAACUUUCAGAUUUAGAAGUGCAGGCUCUUCGUAAGCAAAUCAUGAAAGAAACCAAGAGAGGACAGCAAUUAUCGGAGCAAAUUGAUUGCCUAAAGGAGGAAAGAGACACUCUUAAAGGAGAAUGUGAGCGACUCAAGGUCUCAGCACGUGAGGAUGCAUUUUCAAGUCAUACUCCAAAAGAGACUGAAAAUAUGAAUGUGUUGCUUGAAAAGGUGAAGCAAGAGCUUCAACAUGAGAAACAUCUAAACAAAAAGUUGAAGUUACAUCUACAGGAGACAGAAGAUUCUAAUUCUGAAUUCGUUCUUGCUAUGAGAGAUCUUACCAAAAAAUUGGAUCAGAAAAAUGAAGAAAUAUCUCGACUUUCAAGCAAAAUUAAGGCCCUCCACUAUGGUGCAGAGGGUAUUGCAGCAUUACCUAGAAUGAGAAGUAAUGAACUAGAAGACCUGGAGAGGAAGCACGGACAUGUUGAAGAUGUUGAAAUAUUGAAGCAGAAAAUUGGGAGUCUCCAUACAGAAAUAGAAGCUCUCAAGAAAGAGAAUUCAGAGAUAAAAGUACAAGUUGAGAGGCUUACUGAGGAUUACGAUAGUUUAGAGGCAGAAAACAAGGCUAUACGCUCCAAGUUCGAACAAAGCGUUACGGAAAAGAUGGAACUUGAGCAAAGUUGUACAGAAUUCUUGGCUGUAGAGAAUAAACUCAAACUCCAGAUAGUAAACUUGGAAGUGGAAAACAAAAGGCAGGCGCGUCAAUACUCAGAGUCCCUGAAUAUCAUUGAUGAGAUUGAGUUUCAAGUUGAGAACCUGCAAAAAGAAUUGGAUAUGCAGGCGCAAAUAUUUCAGGAAGAUUUGGAAGCAGUAACUGAGUUGAAAGUAGAGCAGGAGCAGAGGGCCAUACAAGCUGAAGAUGCCUUAAGGAAAAUGAGGUUGAGCAAUGCAGCGGCGACUGAGCGACUCCAGGAGGACUUUAAACGUAUUUCUGCUGAGAUGUCACUAAAAGUUGAGGAGAAUGAAAAACUAGCCCAGAAAGCAGUUGCAGAAGCUAAUGAUCUGCUUCAAAAAAAUGAAGAUUUAGAAGGAUUGCUCCAGAAAGCCAAAGAAGAACUUCAAAUCAUUAAAGAAAAACAUGAAAGAACAAUCAGAGAGCAUUCAGAACAAAAUGAAUCAAUUUCUGGAGGUAAAUCCUAUCAGAAAACUACUAGAGAAUCAGAAACACUCCAGAGAUGGCAAUCAGAAAAGGAAAAUCUGGAGAGACAACUAGAUUCGGUGAGGAAGGAAGCAGAAAGAUUUAAGCAUGAAAAUGUCUCCAUGAAGUCUCAAAUAGAGCAGAAGAAAACCAAAGAAGAUAACUUGCUAUUACAAAUGAAGAAGCUGAGAAUCACAAAUAACGAAGCCAAAAGUCAUCUACUAGAACUAGAACAGGAGAAAGAAAGCCUGAAGAUAGAGAUGUUAAAAUUACAAGGCAACCUCUGCAAAAAGGAAAAGGAACUGGAGAAAGCGAAACUUCAAAUUUCUGUAAAUUCUCCAGCGAAGGAACAGAAUCUUAAAUGUAGCACCACAGAAGUCAGAAAAUAUCAGGAAACUAUUCCAUUGCAAAUUAGUGGUCAAUCCAAUGGUGGAUGUGAUGUCUCCAGCUUGGUGGGUGAAGUAGCAUCCUUGAAAGAGAGAAACAAAAGCAUGGAGGAAGAGUUGAAGGAGAUGCAUGACAGAUAUUCAGAAAUAAGUCUCAGAUUUGCAGAGGUAGAAGGUGAACGACAACAACUUGUUAUGGCCCUCCGUAAUAUAAAAAAUGGAAAGAAAAACUAGUUUACUGCGAUAGCGUUGAAACCCAAUCACAUUAGCAUUUAGGCACAGAACAUAUGAUAUGCAAAUCAACAAUUUCCAUCACAUGUGACCCAAUUUGUUGGUUGGUUUCUUAUCCUUCAGAACCAAAAGCAAUAUGAACAAGUUCUUCAGUAUU